UCUGGUUAUAUGAACGUCACCCCGUUUAUAUGUGGACUACUUUGAUUACGAGAAAUGGGAGGAGCGUGUGAGAAACUGAGCAGCUUCCACAUGACUGUAGAGCAGUGGAAACACAGGGAGAGCAGCAGUCGAGGCGUGGGUGAGUGAGUGAACAUCAUGGGACAUGCUCUCUGCGAAUGAACUACAGCAGUCUGGAGUUUCACCCCUUCAUCCCAGAGCGCGCAGACGUCUGCUGCUGAACAUCACUGGACAAUACCGAAACUGAGAUUACAGAGUCCUGUUUUAAAGAUUAGAAAAAUGAGAGUGAAUUUUUCAGCUAGUUGGAUAUUUCAAGGAUGGAUCACACACUUCGUUCUUGCUCUGUGCACGCAGGAUGGACUGGCCAUAAGCUGCCAACAAAAUGAAUAUAAGCACAACGGGGGAUGCUGCAGAAAAUGUGAACCAGGAAAAUACCUUUUCGCUCAUUGUGAUGGCAGUUCGAGCACAAAGUGCCUUGAUUGUGGCCGUGAAGAAUACCAGCCGGACUGGAACAGUGACACUAAAUGUAUUCCUCAGAAGUUCUGCGAUGAAGGUAAAGGAUUUAACCGCACUCGUCCACGCAACCCUAUAGCGGCUGAACCGUGUCGGUGCAAGCAGGGUUUCCACUGCUCUCUGAUCAACUGCGAAUACUGUGAGGCCAUUAAAAAAUGUCCUGCAGGAGAAGGAGUUAUAAUGGCCGAGAUGGGCAGAGCUUCCUGUGCGUAUUGUCAGUAUGGAUAUUUCUCAGAUUCCCUUUCAACAGAAGCCUGCAAGAAAUGGACAGAUUGUAAAGCUAUCGGCAAGAGUGAGAAACAGCCAGGAAGCUCUAAAUCAGAUGUGAUGUGUGGAGUCCAUUCUCCUGUUAUGACACCCUGGGUGGUGGUGGCCAUCCUCUCGGUCAUCAUCAUGGUAUCGCUGGUUGUUCUCUUCUUGUUUUGCUGCAAAGAUAAGCUGAACUUCCUCUCAGUAAAUCUACGCACCUGCGUCCAAAACCUGAAAGGAAGUAGGAAUCAACAGGAACCUAUGACUUCAUACCACGGUGGUAACGGUCCACAAACCCUCCCUCUGAUUUGCCAAGAACGAACCCCCCCAGAGUCCCUGAUCACGUGUCCCAGCACCCAAUUAACCAUUCUUGAUGAAACAUCGACUUGCACGGACCAAGAACAAUACCAAGACCGAGCUGAAACCUCGUCAGGCAGCUCCAGCGAGGGCUCCGGAGGUGGCUCUGCGUCUCCUCUGUCGGGCAGCUCCUGCAUCUGUGUGCUUUCCAUGAAGGAGCCCAUAGAGGUCGGAGAGAACGAGGACUGCAGUCAGCUGGUGGCCACGGGUUUGGCGACAUGCUGCUUUUGCAGGCCAGGAGACGCCAUCGGAGGAAACGUGCAGGUCGUCAGCCUGAAAGAGCCUCUGCUGUGUGAGAGCUGCUCGUCGGACGUCCUGCUGGAUCUGCAGCCCUCCCAGGAGCUCUAUCUGGACUACAGCAGUCCUGCUGGCAAAGAAGCCAUGUCAGAGAUGAGAGGCGUCCAAGGGGACCGAGGUCCGGUCGAGGGGCUGUAUAGACAGAACGAACCUUGUUGCUGCAGCAUAGACUCCACCACCGUUCCUCCUCUGCCAUCGGUCAGCGCUAAUGACCAGGGCCUUUCGCUGAUCCACAGCGAUGACCACAAACUGUCCGACCCCGACGUGGACUUCCAGAACCAGUGCUCAGAAUCAGCUCUCACAUCAGAUUUACAGGCACUGUCGUACGAUUCUAAUUCUAUUGGACAAAUACAGUAUGAUAUGAUGAAAGAUGGGAAAUGAUCAGCAACCUCAGUAACAGCAGGUCAAAAAUGCACAGUGAGAUCAUGAAACAGAUGGCCAAGCUAACAAGCUAGUAGCACACUGUUGUAUCGGCUGAUGUGUUGCACUGGUUUUCUGGCCAUAUAUCACGUUUCAACAUAGAUGGAUCCCUGUGUAAACUUUUAAAGGUGCUGAAAUACAGCCC
Messenger RNA from Cyprinus carpio (common carp), 1999 nucleotides. RefSeq names its product tumor necrosis factor receptor superfamily member 11A-like. NCBI's taxonomy places the organism in Eukaryota, Metazoa, Chordata, Actinopteri, Cypriniformes, Cyprinidae. Gene Ontology annotation, cellular component: external side of plasma membrane. The record is from RefSeq and is a predicted model, not a curated record. Gene Ontology annotation, biological process: ossification; lymph node development; multinuclear osteoclast differentiation. Gene Ontology annotation, molecular function: tumor necrosis factor receptor activity; cytokine binding.